This is a messenger RNA of Condylostylus longicornis, 5783 nucleotides long. RefSeq names its product transcriptional coactivator yorkie (gene yki). Bases 602 to 1990 code for a protein of 462 amino acids. The record is from RefSeq and is a predicted model, not a curated record. The transcript has 7 exons. Gene Ontology annotation, cellular component: nucleus; cytoplasm. Gene Ontology annotation, biological process: positive regulation of transcription by RNA polymerase II; hippo signaling. NCBI's taxonomy places the organism in Eukaryota, Metazoa, Arthropoda, Insecta, Diptera, Dolichopodidae. Gene Ontology annotation, molecular function: protein binding; transcription coactivator activity.
GUGAAGUGAAAAAGUCGAGAUUCGAGAACAAGAAAAGAAGUUGUUGAAUUGGGGAGGAGAUUUUACAUAUAUAUUUUAAUAUUAAUACAAUUUUUCUUUUGUUUAAAGCUAAAUUUUUCAGUUUCGAAGUUAUAAUGUUAUUAAUGUAAUACACUUAAUAUGAAUUGAAAUUAAUAAUAACAAUAUAAAUAUAAAUAGAGAUAAAAGUGCCAAUACUACCAAUAAUUUGUUACUAUUUAUAAAUUUUAGUAAUCUACGUAGACAAAACUAUUUUUAAUUUUUACCAAUACAAUAAUAAUAUGUUAAAAAUUUAAAUUAUAUAUUUUAAAUUACGGUUUGUAAUAAUGAGGAAUUUAAAGUUAAUUAAGUAAUAAAAAGGUUUGCCUAUAAAAUUUUUUAUCUACGCAACAGGUACAAAACGGGCUAAAUAUGUGCAUAUGUAUGUAAUUGGAUUCCAUGAUUUUAUUCUGGUAGGCACAGUUCUAAAUCUAAAACGUUUCAUACACAACUAAAACAAGAAAUAAAAAAAGACGAAGUAUUAUAAGUGCCUUAAGAAAUUAUUAAUUAAUAUACACUAUAUAUAUAAUUGAAAUACUUCAUCAUGGCUUUGAAUAGUAAGUCUACAGUUAAUAAUAUGAGUAGUAAUUUAGUAUCUGGUGGAAUAAAUUCAGACACAGAUUCAACGAAGACUGGAAAUUUGGUUGUUCGUAUUGAUCAAGAUUCAGAUGACAACUUACAAGCUUUAUUUGAUACAGUUUUAAAACCAGAAAAUUCAAAAAUUCCCUUACAAAAACCUUUACGAAUGAGGAAUUUGCCUAAUUCUUUCUUUAAUCCUCCUUCUGGCUCAAAAACCCCAUCAGUAUCUCAUUCUCGCGCAAACAGUACAGAUUCCGCAUUUAGCACAGGAUCCCAAAACAAUAAUCCACCACAUCCUCCUCUUACACCAAUGCAAAACGUCACACGUCAGGGAUUAGUGAUUAGUCAUUCGAGAGCACACAGUAGUCCAGCUUCAUUACAACAAACCUUUGCAGGAUUAAAUAAUACUAAUAAUAAAAACGUAAAUACGGUAACUUCAAACACAGUACCAGCAAAUGCUUCAACUCAAAGUGCAGUUACAACAAAUUCUGAAAAUUUGCAGCAACAAAUAAAUAUUCCAGUUCAUUCAAAGCAAAGAUCAUAUGAUGUAGUCAGUGUUAUACAGCUACAAAAUGAAUUAGGUGACCUUCCGGAAGGUUGGGAACAAGCAAGAACGCCUGAAGGACAAAUAUAUUAUCUUAACCACAACACAAAAACAACUCAAUGGGAAGACCCCAGAACUCAAAAAAUUCAUCAACCUGCACUUGCUCAAAUUUCUCAAUCAAGUGUUGGAGCUAAAGAGUCUUCAGACACCGAUCUAGGUCCACUUCCUCCAGGUUGGGAAAAGGCUGUUACUUAUUCUGGAGAAACUUAUUUUAUAAAUCAUAAUAAUCGCACGACUUCUUGGUUCGAUCCAAGGAUAACCGAAUUUCUCGGACAAAGAGCGAAUUCUAUAUGCAGAACAGAUACGAACAGCUUAGCUAACAAUUGGGUAAAUAUAAGAAAUUUGGAAAAGGAACGGGAAUAUCUCAAACAAAGGCAACAAGAAAUACAACAUCAGGAUCUUUUGACUCGUCAAAACCAACAAACAAUGGGACUUCAAAUGGAUCCAUUUCUAUCAGCAAUCACAGAUCACACUAGACAAGAAUCAGCAGACAGUGGUCUGAGUUUAACGUCCAAUAACUUUUCAUUAAAUUCUGAUUUUUUGCAAAAUAUAGACGAUAGUAUGGAUUGUCUUAAUGAUAAUGGAAAUUUAGACUCACUUACGGGCUUAGAUGGAGCAGACAAUUUGGUUUCAUCUCUUCAACUUGGAAACAAUUUGAAUAACAUUAGCGAUAUGUUAACCGAUGUUCAGGGUUUGAUGAAUACCACAAAUUCUCCAAAAGGUGAUAAUUUGGAAUGGUAUAAGAUUUGAAUUCAGUAAUCUAGAAAAAAGAACAAUAUAAGUUCAUAUUGAAAACGAUGGACAUCAGAAUACUUUUCAAAAUUUAACGAGCCUGAAAGAACAUUUUCUUAAUUUAUGUUAUUAAAGCCUUAGAUUCUUAUUGCAUAAUAAUGUUUUGAGAGUAAAAAAAGUCUAAAUAUUAUUUACAUAAUACAAAUUAACAAAUUUUAUAUAAACGAAAACUUAUACUUUAAGGAAAAGUUCACUAACAUUUUUUUUAUAAAACUUUUUUAUUGAAUAUAUGUAAUAUGGCAUAUAUUCAGUUAAAAUAAAUUAAAUAUAUGACAUAUAAAUAUAUUCAAAUAAUUCAAAUUAACAUAUAUGAUGCCCUACGGAUAUUUUUUUGAAGUACGAAAUAACUUAUAUAAAUUUAAAAAUAUUGUUUCGCGUUUCGAUAUUUUUCUUUUUCUUACUAUAAUAUACUAAUAGAUAUAUAUUUUUUAAUAAUUACUUAGCAAUUUAAUCAUUUAAGCAUUUCCAAAAAAAAAAUGUUUAAUAGAAAAUUUAAAAUACCUAACAAUAAAGUGCCUUGCUCAUAACUCAAUAUUUUGCGGUGGAAGCAAAAUAAUUUUGUUGGUUAUAUAAAAUAAAAAAUUUUAUUUUAAUAUUGUACAGAAUAUAAUUUCAUUGUUAUAUGUAUAUAACAUAACAAUAGAAAAUUGUGUGCUGCACAAUAUUUUAGUAAUAAAUUUUAGGAUCGUUAUGAAAGAUUUGAAGAAACUAAAUAAAAUGCAAAAAUUUUAUUAUAUAUGUAAAAUUAUAUUAUCAUUUCAAAAAGUAUUUGUUACGUAUAUAAAAUAAAAAAAAAAAAAUAUUGUACAAAUUUCAAAGUAACAAAAAUCAAAACUAUUAAUUUUAUUCAUUUUUAGUGUAAUUACUUUUCUGUUAUUAGUAUACGCGAUUGUCUUUAUAAAAAAGAUACAUUACAAAAAUAUAAAUUAGUUGAAAAUUAAAAAAAAAAAGCAUUUAAAAAUCAAAGCUGGAAAUGCCGACUCUUUGCUCUGAAUAAAAAUAAAAUGGGGCAGUUUGCUCAAAAUUUAGUUCCAUUUUUAGAAAAUAAAUUUUAUAUGUCUUAUAUGUUUCACGUAUAAAAUUUAUGUGACAUUAGUAAAAAAAAAAAUUCAUAAUUUUUAUAAAACAAAAAAAAAACUAUUACUUUUAUUAAAAUUUUCAUUAGACUUUAAGUAGUUAAAAAAACAAUAACCAUGAGAACCAAGAAACGAAAAUGUAUAUCAUAUACACGUAAGAAUAUAUGCAUAAAAAUUAAAUAAUUAUAUGCAUAUAAUAUUAUAUACAUAUAAAUGUAAUUUAUACAUAAAAUUUUUGUGUUCAAACAUAUCAUUAAAAUUAAAAGUGCAUCAAUUAGAGCAGCAAUAAAAUCUUAUUAGUAUUAAAAUUGUACCGUGUCGUUUAAAAUAAAAGUUAUGCUCUUAUACGAAAGUUAAUCAAAUGCCUGUAAAGAUUUUUUAAUAAAACAUUACACAAUAUACACAUAUUUACAAAUAACUUCAUUUAAUAUAAUGAUAAUAAUAAUUAAAAAAAAAAAAUGAUCUUAUAAUUAAAUACUAACAUUUUUAAGGUUCUGGAUCAAUCCUUUUAAUAUAAUUAUUACAUUUUUUUUUUGUUAGAUUUACGUAUAAGAUUUACACACUCUUUGAAAUGAUAUGAGAAGUUAUUUUAGUUAUUUCAUUCGCACAUUUACAAUUCUAUUAUUUUAAUUAAAAUUCAAUUUUAGAAUAAGUAUAAAUCAUAAUUCCUUGUAAAAAAGAAAGAAAAGAAUCUUAUUGAAUUUGAAAAUAAUUACAAUUAUUUAAAAUAAACUGAAUAUAAGAGAAACUAAGUGAUUCAUAACUGUUGCUAAUUAAUCAAGUUCUCGAUGAAGCUAUAAGGAGCCGAAUUUCAUAUAUUUUCCUUUAAAUUCCUUUUAAAAAAUCACAUAGUACAUAUAUCGAGUUUUGAUAAUUUUAUGAACUAAUAAUGUUUAAAAAAUUAUUUUUGCAAUAAUAAUAAUUGUUAUAUCGUUACAAUUUGUAAGAAAGCAAUUACACUGAAGUUACUCACAAAGAAUUUUAAAUUCUUAGAAAUUAAUUAAGAAUGACGUAACAUUUCUUCCUACAUAUUUAUAAAUGACUUAUGUAAUUCAUAUAUUUAUAAAUUUAGGAUUUAGGGGUUAAAUAUUUUAAUUAUCUUACAGAAAUUUAUGUAAUAUCCCCAAUUGUUUUCAUCUUAAUACAAAAAAAAAACGCUGAUAACCAACUGCGAUUAUUAUUUUUUUUUUUUUGGUUUUUAACACCAAAUAGUUUAAAUUAAAAAAAAAUUUCAAUAGGAUAAUUUUUUUCAAAAUUAUGAUUGUAUUUUUAUAAAACUGAGAUGGGAACUAACUAGGUUAAUAGCAUAGAAAAAAUUUCUAGUUAAUCAAGUCCAUAUUUCAUAUACUUAGAUUUUAUUUACUUUCAAAUUUAAUAUUAGAAUCAUUUACAGGAAAAUUUAAUAUCAUUAUAUUAGUAUAUAAUAUAAAUACUCUAAUUUACAUAUUUUUACAUACAUACAUAUUAGUGAAAAUCAAAUAAAUUUUAUUACUUGUGCCUUAAACUUAAAGUGCCUUUGUAAUUUUAAAAGUAUGCACGUACAUACAUACAUAAAUGUUAAUAUACAUGUUAUAUUAUAUAUACAUACAUAUAUAUGCAUAUUAAAUAUUAUUAUAUAAAAUAUAAUAUAAUUUUAAAAUUAAUAGAUAUAAAUCUGCAAUUAAAAAUCAUUUUAGAAUAUAAGUGGUAUUAUACAAAAUAAUUGUUAAGCUUUUUAUUUUGCGUUUUUUUUUUUUAUUAAUUCUUUAACUAAAAAUAAACAUUGUUAUAAAAAUUUAAUUACUUUUUUACAAAAUUACAAAAUUCACAAUUCAUUUGUGCACGUACUGGUCAGAUUAUUUGUUCACAAACUUGUUAAAAAGAUUGAGUGAGAUUCAAAAUGUAUAAAAAGUUUACCUGAAAAUCAUUUCUAUACAAUUUAGUUCAAGUUUACAGAAUUGAAAUUUUUAGAGAAAACAUUUUACACAUUUUGCAUAUAACGGAAUACAGGAAGGGUCUUUAAUAACUUAUAAUUAUCACAAAUUUAUUAAAGAAAAUUAACACAUAAAUGAUUUGCACAAGAAGCUUUACAAAGAUUUCUUUGUGAUGCUUCAGAAUUUAUGAGUAUUCACCCUUCCUGACGAACAUGAGGUUAAACGUAUGAACAUCUCACGUAUGAAAUUUAUUAAGUAUGAGAGCAAGAUGCAAUAAAUAAUUUUUUACAAAUCAUAUUUAAUUUUAUCGACGUUUUUGUUUAUUUUUUUUCAUUGGCAGCUAAAAUAAAUUUUGAAAUAUUAAUUAUGAAUUACUUAAUAUUAUUAUUUAAUUUGGAUUACAUAUUGUAAAUGCUUAUUGGCAAAUUAGCAGUGCAACUUUUUGGCUAAUUAAUUUAAAAUAAUUUUAUUAAAAUAUUAAAAUUUUUUGAGUAAACCUCACACACACACACAUCAUGCAUGCCACAAUUCUGAUGAUAGCGAAUAAAUACAAAUUUUUUUUUGGAACUUCUGUUGAAUUUAAUGAUAAUAUUUUAGAAAAGAAAUUAUGUUAUUAAAAAUAAUUUUGUAAGUUUUUAUAAAAUAAAAUUAAAAAAAAAACGAAUUGAAUUUUUCAUAACAAACAUAUUCGUUAUUACAUACAUACAUAUACAUAAUAUUGUAUUUGAAGAAAUUUUUUAUCAGAAAUAAAUAAUUAUAAGA